This is a messenger RNA of Oncorhynchus keta (chum salmon), 2036 nucleotides long. RefSeq lists its product as uncharacterized. The record is from RefSeq and is a predicted model, not a curated record. Lineage: Eukaryota; Metazoa; Chordata; Actinopteri; Salmoniformes; Salmonidae. Bases 828 to 1577 code for a protein of 249 amino acids. The transcript is spliced from 2 exons.
CUCUGACCUCUUUCUCCCCUCUCUCUCCAGAUGAAAUCUCGCGUCUUGUGACGGCCGGCCACCCAACAACCUGUCCGCUCGACCCUAUCCCCUCCUCUCUUCUCCAGACCAUUUCCGGAGACCUUCUCCCUUACCUCACCUCGCUCAUUAACUCAUCCCUGACCGCUGGCUACGUCCCUUCCGUCUUCAAGAGAGCGAGAGUUGCACCCCUUCUGAAAAAACCUACACUCGAUCCCUCCGAUGUCAACAACUACAGACCAGUAUCCCUUCUUUCUUUUCUCUCCAAAACUCUUGAACGUGCCGUCCUUGGCCAGCUCUCCCGCUAUCUCUCUCAGAAUGACCUUCUUGAUCCAAAUCAGUCAGGUUUCAGGACUAGUCAUUCAACUGAGACUGCUCUUCUCUGUAUCACGGAGGCGCUCCGCACUGCUAAAGCUAACUCUCUCUCCUCUGCUCUCAUCCUUCUAGACCUAUCGGCUGCCUUCGAUACUGUGAACCAUCAGAUCCUCCUCUCCACCCUCUCCGAGUUGGGCAUCUCCGGCUUGGCCCACGCUUGGAUUGCCUCCUACCUGACAGGUCGCUCCUACCAGGUGGCGUGGCGAGAAUCUGUCUCCUCACCACGCGCUCUCACCACUGGUGUCCCCCAGGGCUCUGUUCUAGGCCCUCUCCUAUUCUCGCUAUACACCAAGUCACUUGGCUCUGUCAUAACCUCACAUGGUCUCUCCUAUCAUUGCUAUGCAGACGACACACAAUUAAUCUACUCCUUUCCCCCUUCUGAUGACCAGGUGGCGAAUCGCAUCUCUGCAUGUCUGGCAGACAUAUCAGUGUGGAUGACGGAUCACCACCUCAAGCUGAACCUCAGCAAGACGGAGCUCCUCUUCCUCCCGGGGAAGGACUGCCCGUUCCAUGAUCUCGCCAUCACGGUUGACAACUCCAUUGUGUCCUCCUCCCAGAGCGCUAAGAACCUUGGCGUGAUCCUGGACAACACCCUGUCGUUCUCAACUAACAUCAAGGCGGUGUCCCGUUCCUGUAGGUUCAUGCUCUACAACAUCCGCAGAGUACGACCCUGCCUCACACAGGAAGCGGCGCAGGUCCUAAUCCAGGCACUUGUCAUCUCCCGUCUUGAUUACUGCAACUCGCUGUUGGCUGGGCUCCCUGCCUGUGCCAUUAAACCCCUACAACUCAUCCAGAACGCCGCAGCCCGUCUGGUGUUCAACCUUCCCAAGUUCUCUCACGUCACCCCGCUCCUCCGCUCUCUCCACUGGCUUCCAGUUGAAGCUCGCAUCCGCUACAAGACCAUGGUGCUUGCCUACGGAGCUGUGAGGGGAACGGCACCUCAGUACCUCCAGGCUCUGAUCAGGCCCUACACCCAAACAAGGGCACUGCGUUCAUCCACCUCUGGCCUGCUCGCCUCCCUACCACUGAGGAAGUACAGUUCCCGCUCAGCCCAGUCAAAACUGUUCGCUGCUCUGGCCCCCCAAUGGUGGAACAAACUCCCUCACGACGCCAGGACAGCGGAGUCAAUCACCACCUUCCGGAGACACCUGAAACCCCACCUCUUCAAGGAAUACCUAGGAUAGGGUAAGUAAUCCUUCUCACCCCCCACCCUAAAAAGAUUUAGAUGCACUAUUGUAAAGUGGCUGUUCCACUGGAUGUCAUAAGGUGUAUGCACCAAUUUGUAAGUCGCUCUGGAUAAGAGCGUCUGCUAAAUGACUUAAAUGUAAUGUAAAUGUAAAUCACUUACAGUUUCACCAGCAAAGCACCCCCACACCAUCACACCUCCUCCUCCAUGCUUCACAGUGGGAACCACACAUGCGAAGAUCAUCCGUUCACCUACUCUGCGUCUCACAAAGGCAGUUGGAACCAAAAAAUGACAAAUUUGGACUCAUCAGACCAAAGUACAGAAUUCCAAUGGUCUAAUGUCCAUUGCUCGUGUUUCUUGGCCCAAGCAAGUCUCUUCUUAUUAUUGGUGUCCUUAAUUAAGUAGUGAUUUCUAUGCACCAAUUCGACCAUGAAGGCCUGAUAUACACCGUCUCCUC